Messenger RNA from Capsella rubella, 1608 nucleotides. RefSeq lists its product as uncharacterized. Bases 1 to 1608 code for a protein of 535 amino acids. The record is from RefSeq and is a predicted model, not a curated record. The transcript has a single exon. NCBI's taxonomy places the organism in Eukaryota, Viridiplantae, Streptophyta, Magnoliopsida, Brassicales, Brassicaceae.
AUGAGGGAUGCUAGGGUUUUGGAUGGUCUGAAUACUAGGGUUUUGGGGGUGACUGAUCGUGAUGCUACGAUGGAGGAGGUUGGGGAGAAGAGUAGGCCGCCUGGAGACCCGCCGGAUGCUCCGGGGUCAUGGGCGCAGAAGGUGAAAGGAAGUCAUGGUGGAGGGAUGAGGAUGCCGGAGGAGGUUUUGGAUGCGGCGUUUGUGAAAUCAAGAGUUCGGUUGGAGUUCCCUAAUGGGGAAGAUGGGGAACCGUUUAUAACCAUAGGUGCUGAGAUUAUAGAGGCGAUGCAUGGGCUAUGGAAGAACUGCAUGGUUGUGAAGGUUUUGGGACGCAAUAUAACAAUAGCGGUGCUCAGUCGACGGCUUAGGGAUAUGUGGAAUCCAAGCCGUGACAUGUUUGUUCUCGAUUUACCUAGACAGUUUUUCAUGGUUCGCUUUGAGUCGGAGGAGGAGUACAUGGCAGCUUUAACAGGGGGACCGUGGAAAAUUUUUGGUAGCUAUCUAAUGGCUCAAGCUUGGUCGCCAGAUUUUGAUCCGAUAAGGGAUGAGAUAACGACUACGCCAGUGUGGGUUAGGUUAUCGAAUAUCCCGGUUACGUUUUACCAUACCUCAAUCCUUGAGGAGAUAGCAAGAGGGCUGGGGAAACCGCUUAAGGUCGACCUUACUACGACGAAGCUGGAGAGGGCGCGUUUUGCUCGAGUUUGUGUGGAAGUUAAUCUAAAGAAACCAUUAAAAGGGACAGUGAUGAUUAAUGGUGAACGGUAUUAUGUAUCGUACGAAGGGAUAUCAACAAUCUGCUCUCAUUGUGGCUUGUAUGGGCACUUAGUGCAUUCCUGCCCUAAAGUUGCUCAAGUCAGAGAACAUGAUCGGGGCAUCGCAUGUGAACAGGGACAUACGAGUGGUCUGAAUAACACCGUUGUCACAGCCUUACCGAGGAUGGAACCAAUAAUGAGUCGGAGUGAGAGUGUUCCUACUAAGGAUGGCUUUAUUCCGGCAAGACGAGGAGGUCGGAGACCGGAGGUUCAGAGUAGAGGUACUGGGGCGUUAGGAGCAGGAGAUCGUAUCAUUAUUGGACCGAAUAUUCACACCUCGCAGGUUAGGAAAGAAAAUCGUGAAAUUCAGAUUUCGAACAGCUUUGGAGGAUUGGAAUUAGAGCAAGAGAUCUCAGAAAUCACGGAGGAAGUGAGGAUGGUGGAGGCGAAUAAGGAAAAUGUUGAUCCCUCACUUUCCUUGCGCCAAGAUAAGAGUGGGGUACAAAGCAAGAGCAUGGUGUUUGGGUCGCGGAAUAAUGAGAAAAUGGGCUAUAAAGAAAAGCGGCCAGGCUUCGUUAAAGCCCAUGAUAAACAAAAGAUGAAGCAGGCCUUGACUAGAAGUAUCACGAGGGGAUUGGUGUUUGGCCCAAUAAGGGGAGAGACUGGCUUUUCGUUAACUGGGAAACGUCUGCGUCUCGAGAACAAAAUGCCACAUCACGAGUAUUCCCGCUUGCUUGGCGAUGGUGUUAUCAUGGGUUCAGGGUCUCAGAACAAGGGGAAUGAACUUCAAAACUCUACUGUUGGAGUGCGUGAAAGCUCAAUGGAGCUGGGAAUGGAUGGGAGCUUGACAAAAUAA